AUGUUAUUUGUGUUUCUCAUCUGUGUUGCGUCCGCAGUCGAUUAUACUCAGUUUGACAAUUUGCGGAUAUACCAAGUGAUGGUUUCGUCUUUUCAAAAUGGAGACCCGAAGACGGGAUAUGGUAUCGGGUAUGGUCCGUCGGCACACAAAGGGGAUUUGCGUGGGAUUAUCAAGGCAAUUCCUUAUAUCAAAUCUCUAGGCAUGAACACGUUAUGGAUGACUCCAAUCUUUAAUUCGAAUGGAAACAGUCUUCUAGACUCUACCGGGUAUUUUUGUUAUGAUUACUUCAACAUUGAUCCAAAGUUUGGUACCAUUUCUGACUUUCAAGAACUUGUCACUACGGCACACUCCAAUGGUCUUUAUGUCAUUUUAGAUGGUGUUUUUGGCCAUCAUAAAGACGGUGCCGUCGCUAAAUCUCCUUCAGGAAAACUUCCCCAAGGUGGAAGUAAUCCCGUGAGUUACCCGGGUUCUCUCGAGUUCUAUCAAGAAGUUGCCAAGUUUUGGAUAGAGAAGUAUGAAAUAGAUGGGUGGAGACUCGACCAAGCCUAUCAAGUAUCGACAAAGAACCAGAACAGUAAUUACUGGGUUCAAAUAAGGAAAGUCGUCGAAGACACUUGCAACGCGCGAAAGAAGGCUGGGAAGAAAUUUGGGAUCUUAGGGUAUAUGGUAGGAGAGAUCUGGGACAAUGCUGCGAAUAUAGUGAAGUAUGGAUAUACCGGAACGAGUGGGAAGGGUCUUUUGAGUUGUUUUGAUUUCCCCUCCCGAUAUGCACUUGUCGAGACUUUCGCGAUGUCGGAGACGGGAGCAAGCACACAGUCUGCGGGGCGUCUAGCUGACAUCUACAAAAUGAAUUACCCUUCAGAUUUCCAUCCCAAUUUAUUCAUUAGUAACCAUGACGUCUGGCGAUUUGGCAAUUUGAUUCGUCGCAAGUUUGGUAUCACACGACAAAGUACUGAAUAUUGGCUCCGCCAUAAAGCCAUAUUUGGUGUAUUAGCUUCGUAUUCGGGACCAAUUACAAUCUACUACGGUGACGAAGUUGGAGACUUAGUUGGUUGUUACACAAAGAGUGGGGAUUGUAAUGGCGCUUACGAUGAUAACAUGGCGCGUACAGAUGGUCACAUCACAGGGUUCAAUAAAGAUGAACAGGACUUACACGACUAUGUCGCCAAACUUAUGAAACUCCGUGCAGCGAAUCCAGCAUUAUACAAAGGAAGUCGACAAAGCCAAGACAUCUCUGGAACACUUUAUAAGCUGAAUAAAGUGUCUGGUAACAAUAAGAUCCAAGUCUUGAUCAAUACCAACAAUUUUAGUUUCAAGACAGAUUGUUCCCUUGGUACUGAUUUGGUCUCUGGAAAGAAGAUCACAAACAAACUGUGCGAGCUCCCACCUUUUGCAGUUCUUUACAUCAAACAAUGA
Messenger RNA from Entamoeba invadens IP1, 1416 nucleotides. Its product is annotated as alpha-amylase, putative. Gene Ontology annotation, biological process: oligosaccharide catabolic process. Bases 1 to 1416 code for a protein of 471 amino acids. The record is from RefSeq and is a predicted model, not a curated record. Lineage: Eukaryota; Evosea; Mastigamoebida; Endamoebidae. The transcript has a single exon. Gene Ontology annotation, molecular function: alpha-amylase activity.